AGCGAUCAAGUGGCAGUCUUUUGUCUCAGAACAUCUUACUAUUCAUCGUUUUUAGAUUCACUCAAGCCCGCAGUUCAAAAGAUGUCGCUGAUCCCAAGUGUUUUUGGUGGUCGAAGGAGCAGCAUUUUCGAUCCAUUCUCGGUCGACAUGUGGGAUCCCUUCAAGGAUUUUCCAUUUCCCUCUUCUCUCUCGACUCCUUCUGGGGAUAAUUCUGCAUUCGUGAGCACACGGGUGGACUGGAGGGAGACCCCAGAAGCUCAUGUGUUAAAGGCCGAUCUUCCAGGGCUGAAGAAGGAUGAGGUGAAGGUUGAGAUUGAAGAUGACAGGGUGCUUCAGAUAAGCGGAGAGAGGAACGUGGAGAAAGAAGACAAGAAUGACACAUGGCACCGCGUCGAGCGAAGCAGCGGCAGAUUCAUGAGGAGGUUCAGGCUGCCGGAGAAUGCUAAAAUGGAUCAGGUGAAGGCUUCCAUGGAGAACGGCGUGCUCACUGUCACCGUUCCUAAGGCAGAGGUUAAGAAGGCCGAUGUUAAAGCCAUCCAGAUUUCUUAAUUCUUAAAAAGAAUGGUAAUC
Messenger RNA from Neltuma alba, 570 nucleotides. Its product is annotated as 17.3 kDa class I heat shock protein-like. The record is from RefSeq and is a predicted model, not a curated record. The transcript has 2 exons. NCBI's taxonomy places the organism in Eukaryota, Viridiplantae, Streptophyta, Magnoliopsida, Fabales, Fabaceae. Bases 82 to 549 code for a protein of 155 amino acids.